AACAAAAAUAAAUAAAUAACUUUUUCGCUUGAAUUGAAAAGAGUGAAAGCGAAAACUAUCGCUUUCUGCGCAAGUCUGUUCUAGCAACUAAUUCACGUCACGAACUUGGGAACCGCUGGAGCAAACGAUUUAGAAUUUUUUUUCCCUCUCCAUCACUUGUCCGCAAGCAGAGAUCUAAACGGUGUGUGUUUCUUGAAGAGAGAUUGUUGACAGCUGGUUGUCAUGGAAACCUCGCGAUAUUGCAUCCUCAUCUGCAUCAUCUUUGGAAUGCACAAACACUUAGGAUUCGCAAGUACACAUAAAGUACCAGCUGCAGAGGAAUCUCCUACUUUCUGGUUCGAGAUGGGACAAGCAGAUCUCCAGGAUUCAUUGAGGAUCUAUCCGAAUAUGAGGGUGGCGAAGAAUAUAAUCAUCUUUGUGGGAGAUGGCAUGGGAGUGAGCACCGUUAUGGCCUCCAGGGUGUUUCAGGGUCAGAAAGAAGAUCGUCCAGGGGAAGAUAGUCAACUGAGCUUUGAAAAAUUCCCCUACGUGGCCCUCUCAAAAACGUACAGUGUGAGCCAUCAGGUUCCCGAUUCGGCAUCUACCGCAACGGCUCUAUUUACGGGGACCAAAACUAACUCUGGAGCAAUUGGUGUUUCGGCCAGGGCCAAAAUCAACAACUGCGAUUCCUCCAUCGGGAAUGAGCUCCCCUCCAUUCUCACUUGGGCACAGGAAGCAGGUAAAGACACGGGACUGGUGACUACCACACGAGUCACUCACGCCACUCCAGCUGCCCUCUAUGGUCACAGUCCCCACAGGGAUUGGGAGAGUGACACCAAAAUGCCUAAAAACGCUACUCGCUGCAAAGACUUGGCGAGGCAACUCGUGGAGGACUUGCCCGGACGUGACCUCAAGGUAAAAUCGAGCAGAAAUUCUCGAGCAAAGUUCAUCACAACAGCGACUGAAUUAGCAUCACUCAACAAAGUUCCCGUAGAUUAUGUGUUGGGUUUGUUCAACCACAAUCACAUGCAGUUCGAGGCGGACAAGAAGAAGGACCGACACGAAGAACCCUCCAUAACAGACAUGACAAAAGCAGCCAUCAACAUUCUCCAGAAGAACAAUAAGGGUUUCUUCCUAAUGGUCGAAGGUGGAAGAAUAGAUCAUGCUCACCAUUUCAACAAUGCGAAACGAGCACUCUCAGAAACUGUCUCCUUGGCAGACGCUGUGCAAGCAGCUGUCAACAUGACCUCACCCAAAGACACUCUCAUAGUGGUCACAGCUGACCACUCUCACGUCCUGACCAUCAACGGGUAUCCUAAGCGAGGCAAUCCUAUUCUCGGCUUAGCCGGUGUCUCCAACAAGGACAAUCUCACCUACACGACACUCAUGUAUACCAAUGGCCCAUCCAAUCACAUAGUGAACGGGAAAAGGAGAAAUUUGAACGAAACAGACACUGGCUCCAAGAACUUUUUCCAAGAUGCGCUGGUUCCCAUGUCCGAUGAGACACAUGGUGGUGAGGAUGUACCGAUCUACGCUACAGGUCCCAUGGCUCACCUGUUCAGGGGAGUUGUAGAACAAAAUUACGUGGCUCAUGUCAUGGCAUACGCAGCCUGCAUUGGUAGAAAUAAGCAACACUGCCAGAGGAUCGGUGACAGGCUGCCACUCACCGCAACCGAAAAUAAAGCUGCUGGACGAGUGGGUGUUUCCUAUUUGUUCUUUGCUGUUGCGGCUGUUGCCUCUACUGUGCGCUAUAUGAUCGCUGGAUUUUAAAUACCUCAAUAUCACGUCAUACAGUGAGACAAAAUAAUCAUCUCAUCUAAUUUUCUGUCCAAUGAUGAGAUUUUUAACGUUCUAAAAAGCAAUCGAACUGGUUUAAAGGAUACAAUUGAGCAGAGUGAUCUAAGUGAAUUUGAGUAUAGUUCGUUCACCAGGGGUUGGCACUUGGCGAGAAACAUCUCCGCACUUGAAAUUGAGACAACCCUUAAUGCGCUCCAAACGCAAAUAGUGAAUUUUUUUUCAGUCACUUGCUUUACUUUAUCAUCUGCUAUUAUACCUUUCGUUACUCUAGAUAAUUAAACAUAUUCUAAAUUUAAAAACUGCUGUUUUCCAAACAAAAUGUUUCAAAAAAGACAAACUAUUCAAUCAAAAGAGAGAAAUAUUAUCAAAUUUAUGAAAUAUAAAAAGUUAAAAAAAACCACAUAAAGAUAAUUAUUUUGAUAUAAUAUUUUGAUGAAGAUAAAUAAAAAAAUGAAUAUCUCCAAAUAGCAACAUUGUUCAGGAUUGUUCACAUCCUUCUCUCAAAAUUAGCCAAAUGGUAUCGUCGUAUACAACGUGAAUGAAGGCUGAGCCAAGUGCCAACUUCUGGUGAACGAACUAUAACUGAGCAUUUAAGUUUUCUAAGUUAACAGUAGUAAAUGAAGGACUGUGCCUUACUUUAAUUUUUUGUUCGCAAUCUUCCAGCAUAAAAUAUCUUAUUUUUGCAAAAGAUAUGUUAUUUCCAUAACUUCUGUAAAUUUCUAACAGUUAUUAAUGACUGGUAGUUCAAAUUUGUCCUAUCUUAAGUUACUAUCUUUCAGUAUAAAAUACCUUAUUUUUGCAAAAGAUAUGUUAUUUCCAGAACUGCUGUAAAUUUCUAACAGUUAUUAAUGACUGUUAGUUCAAUUUGGUCUAUCUUAAGUUACAAUUUCAAGUUAAAAUUUGAAAAUGGCGCAAGACGCCAUUAUGAAGAAAAGCCAUAGUUUUGUGAAAAUGAAGUCUUUUUUUUUUAUCUAAUGUUUUUAUACUUAAAAAGUCACUCUAACGUUCCAUUAUUUACGAUCACAAAAAUUUGCAAAAAUUAAGAAUUUUUCUAUAAAUUUGAUCCUUUUCAUCUAGGGGUUGGGGGAUUUUUAAAAAUUUCCUAACUUUUAAAAUAGGGACAUUAUUUGCUUCAUAGAAACUGCGUAUUCCGCAUUUUAAUUUGCUCCCAAAAGACAGGUUUUCUUAAGUUACGGAACGACCGUUUUAUGCCUAAAAGACGCUUUGAUCAUUCUUCCCCUAAAAACGGUCCGAGACUAUCAUUUGGAUCCGUAAUUUAUUGAGAUCUAGGAAUUAAAAGACUUAAAUAAGACUAAAAUAAGAAAGUUCUCUGAUUAAUCUGGAUUUUUUUAAAUAUAUCAGGUUUUCUUUUUNUUUU
Molecule: messenger RNA, 3154 nt
Organism: Parasteatoda tepidariorum (common house spider)
Lineage: Eukaryota; Metazoa; Arthropoda; Arachnida; Araneae; Theridiidae
Source: RefSeq, a predicted model, not a curated record